AUGGUAAUCAAAUUACCAGAAUUGAAAUUUGAUCACUGUCAUGGAUCUGAUAUAAGUAAACGUGGUUAUACAUGUUCAUUAUGGCUUUUAUUUCAUAGUAUGACUGUUAAACAAGCAAUACUUCAUGAACAAAAUCUAUUACCAUUAAAUGUUAAACCGUCAGAUAUGUUUUUAUCAAUUCGAGAAUAUAUUCGUAAUUUUUUUCUUUGUGAAGAAUGUGUUAAGAAUUUUCUUAAUAAGACAUCGAAUGCAGAAAAUCAAAUAAAGUCUUUUAAAGCAAAUGUUUUAUAUUUUUGGCGAGGCCAUAAUAAAGUAAAUGAACAUCUUCGAGGUGAACAAAUUUCAAAUGAUCCAGCUUGGCCAAAAGUACCAUUUCCAACAAAGCAACAAUGUCAUUCAUGUGUUCGUCAAAUAGAUGAAAAUAAUGAUGCUUUAGAAUAUGAUGAAAAUGAAACAUACAAUUAUUUAAAACAUUAUUAUGAUUUACAAAAUAUCGCUAGUCAAAAAUAUUUAUCUAGUAAAACAAAUACAGCAAUAAACCUACAAUAUAAUCAUUUAUUAUUAUUUCUCUCUACAUUUUUAUUUAUCUUCUGA
Molecule: messenger RNA, 594 nt
Organism: Rotaria sp. Silwood2
Lineage: Eukaryota; Metazoa; Rotifera; Eurotatoria; Philodinida; Philodinidae
Source: the annotation of a GenBank genome assembly